AUGGACUACUCGAUGUCACCUCCACCAUAUGAAGCAUCCUCGUACUUUCCGCUCCAAAUUGGUAUGAGGCCCUCAUCCCCCCCAGGCGUGCCGUUCCACGCCUACCAUGUAAGCCUGCCAUCCGGUCCCCCUCCCGGCCUCGUCCGCGUCGAGCGCCCAGCGCCCAGCCCCAUCUGCCGACUGACCAACAGCGAAAUCUCGCUUUUUGGCGAUAUCGCGCUCUACUUUGACCACCCCUACGAUCUCAACGGCCACCCCGUAGUCGUCGACCUCACCUGCACCAUCUGCGCUGACUGCACUCUCGAAAUGCCGGCAAAUGAGUCGGCCCUGCGACCCGGGCUCGGCCCCGAUCCAGUGGUUGAGAGCAUGGUCGAGCCCCUGGCGGUUCUACCCUGCGGCCACAUGUUCGGCAGCCGGUGUCUCGACACCUGGUUAUCGUCCAAGGACGUCUCAGGAGAGGUCCCGACAUGUCCGCAGUGCCGGUUCGAGCUUUACCACCCGGCUCGGAACUGCGGUCACUACCUGGCCCCCAAGCAGUACAGCCCCCAGCUCAGCCGCUCGGACCAGAUACCUUGGACGAUCCCGGAGGGCGGCAGUGUGCCAGGUGAGUGCGAGGCCUGCGUCCGGGCCCAGACGGACUACCAGAUCGAGCGGCUCGAGGAAUUGCUGUUCCCGCAGGUCGGGUUCGAGAACUACCGCUCGGAUGACGACGAGCGGCUAGUUCAGGGCGCUAGGCUGAUGUUUGCCCGCAACGUUGAGAUCAUGCGUCACGAAGUCCGGGAGCGGACGUUGAGGUGGUAA
This is a messenger RNA of Anthostomella pinea, 801 nucleotides long. The record is from the annotation of a GenBank genome assembly. Lineage: Eukaryota; Fungi; Ascomycota; Sordariomycetes; Xylariales; Xylariaceae.